Molecule: messenger RNA, 243 nt
Organism: Suillus fuscotomentosus
Lineage: Eukaryota; Fungi; Basidiomycota; Agaricomycetes; Boletales; Suillaceae
Exons: 2
Biological process (GO): transcription initiation at RNA polymerase I promoter
Cellular component (GO): nucleus
Molecular function (GO): RNA polymerase I core binding; RNA polymerase I general transcription initiation factor activity
Source: RefSeq, a predicted model, not a curated record
AACUUCCUCCACAAACGGGAGCCACAAGCUGCACAUACAGCUUAUAUACGAAAUUUGCUGCAUGUAGCCGAGUAUUGUUGCGAGCUUUCAGAGAGAGUCCUGGGCGUUAUCGUGGAUCAGGCUUUGAUGAUCGAUGUGAGGAUUCAAGUAGAGCUUGAAGACACCGAACCUACGGACGGCGAACUUUUCGAGUCACCGUACCCUGUGUUUUCCGGUGUAGCACCUGGUAGCGUUGGCCCAUAG